CCAUGGAGUGGCGUUGCAUUCACUUUGUCGAAAACAUCAAAGACGCUCUUCGAAACCCGCCAUCUUUUAUCAGAUACGAACAGCGACGGGCUAUAAUAUUGCGAAAGUUCCUGAUCAAGGAACGGUCUUAACACUAACACUGUCGCCUUCAUCGACCCCAACAUCUGACCCAACAAGCUAGCCGAACGACUCCAUUCAGUACCGGCUGGCCGACUUCUCGAAGUAAGGUAUUUGGAACACCAGGCUGCGUAUUGCCUGCUCUCCUCGUCCCCUCAACAUCCGACCAGGUCUCGCUCACAAUGUCAACCAACAUUCGUCUGCGAGCCCGAGGUCCGGAAGGCGUAGCGACCAUCACAAUCGAUAAGUCUGCAACGUGGCAGGAGUUGCUCGGACAAAUAUCGAAGCACACUGGAGUCGAGGGAGAUUUCGAUCUCAGUUACGGCUAUCCUCCUCAGCCUCUAAAUGUCGAGUCAAUAUCCGGCACCACUCAAAUCUCCGACUUGCCCCAGAACCUCAAUGGAGAGCAACUCAUCGUCAAGCCGAGAGCGAUCCAAUCCAAAAUGUCAAAUCCGACUGCAGAGGCAAAGCCGCAACCGUCAGCCGUCAAACCUCUGCCGCCGCGGGAUCUUAUCUCACCACCUGCUCACAAGCAUGGUGAUUUCCCUCAACAGCCUCUAGGUUUGACGAGAAAACCGAGAGUAGACGUGGAAAGCGAACCGCCGGAGGUACCAGUGCCGAUGCUCGACGGUUCGAUGGUGCUUCGAGUGAUGCCCGACGACAACAGCUGCAUGUUCCGGGCUUUAUCUUCCGCGGUCCUCGGCUCUGCGUUGGACGGCAUGACCGAGCUUCGUAGCGUGGUGGCACAAACAAUUCAAGCCAAUCCAGAACUCUACACCAAAGGUCUGCUCGAGAAGGAGCCAACCGCAUACUGUCGCUGGAUUCAGCGAGAAGACAGCUGGGGCGGAGGGAUCGAGCUCGCCAUCUUAAGCCAACACUUCAACAUCGAAAUCUGCAGCAUCAAUGUCCAGGAUUUGCGAAUCGACAAGUUCAACGAAGGGCAGCCCACGCGCUGUAUCCUCGUCUACUCCGGCAUUCAUUAUGAUGUCUGCGCCGUGGCACCCUAUGCCGGAGCAGAUCCGGAGUUCGACAGGAAGGUCUUUGACGUUGUCAAGACAGGCGAUGACGAGAUCGACGGCGGUGCUCUCGAGGCCGCGAGAGAGUUGUGUAGAGUUCUGCAGGGAAGGCACUACUUCACCGAUACACAUGGCUUCACUGUGAAGUGUAACGUGUGUCAACAGACCGGGACUGGGCAGGAUUGGGCGGUGCAACACGCAAGGAGCACCGGACAUGGCGAUUUCGGGGAAGGCUGAACGUGCUGUAUUGGGCCAGGCGUGAGUCAUGGCCGAUCCAGGCAACAACUUCGGCGAACAACGAGCAACGGAUAUCAUGGAUCUUCUCUGAGCGAGUGAUUAGGGAAG
Neohortaea acidophila is the source of this 1478-nucleotide messenger RNA. RefSeq lists its product as uncharacterized. Gene Ontology annotation, biological process: protein deubiquitination; endoplasmic reticulum unfolded protein response. Lineage: Eukaryota; Fungi; Ascomycota; Dothideomycetes; Mycosphaerellales; Teratosphaeriaceae. Gene Ontology annotation, molecular function: cysteine-type deubiquitinase activity. Bases 300 to 1370 code for a protein of 356 amino acids. The transcript has a single exon. The record is from RefSeq and is a predicted model, not a curated record. Gene Ontology annotation, cellular component: cytosol; nucleus.